Molecule: messenger RNA, 894 nt
Organism: Daldinia vernicosa
Lineage: Eukaryota; Fungi; Ascomycota; Sordariomycetes; Xylariales; Hypoxylaceae
Product: inducible nitrate reductase 2
Exons: 2
Coding region: 1-894 (297 amino acids)
Cellular component (GO): cytoplasm; nucleus
Source: RefSeq, a predicted model, not a curated record
AUGAAGAGAGUAUUGGCCUUACACGGCGUCGGCUCCUCUGCAGAGAUUGUUAAGGAUCAACUGGCUCCACUGACAAGAGAGCUGGGCCCUAGAUACGAAUUUGUCUACUUGGAUGGAGCGGUCGAAAGAGAAAGGGGCCCAGAAAUAGCGCCUUAUUACCUAGGGCCAUUUUAUUCGUAUACCAGGGGCUACACGAUGGCUGAGAUUCGAGAAGCUCUCAAUGGCAUCGAUCAGUUCGUAAAUGACAAUGGCCCCCUUCAUGGAGUAUUUGGCUUCAGCCAAGGUGCCUCUCUGGCUGCCUCAUAUUUACUCGACUAUCAAACCCGCAAGCCCGGGACACAGCUGCCCUUUGAGUUCGCAGUUUUAUUCUCUUCGAUAUCAGCUUUCUCGCCUAGUAAGACAUGCUACGAAUCCAUCAUAGAAGAUCUUCUAAACCAAGACUUCCCGGCAAUUGAGUCGUUUCCCGAGGCAGAAUUCAACGAACUUGCCGAACCCGAGCGAAUCUUCGCCGAAUACUUAGCUCUAACGUUCACGGUAGCCAACAAUAUGGGCUCAUUUACAGAACCGAUCAACUUUUUCCAACAGCGGAACCAAGAAGUUAUCCCUCGUGUUUUGCAUCACUCUUUAACCCAAGACCGCAUCAAAAUCCCAACUGUCCACGUCAACGGAAAAGGAGAUCUCUCUGCAAUGAGUGCGCAGUCAAGAUUGGUCUGUGGUCUGUGCGACCAAUCCUUGGCUCGCGUACAUCACCAUCCAGGGGGUCACGGUGUACCUACAAACCUCUCCGACGUGAAGACUCUUGUGAAGAUGAUAGAUUGGGCUAGUAUAGAGGGAGCAGACCGCCGUGCGCUACAUCAAGCCCCGAUGGGAACCCCGCAGCGUCAGUUUUCGUAA